GUGUGUUUGUGUGUGUGUAGGUGUAAAAGGGCUGGACUGCAGAGCCGGUCUGUGCUCAGGUGGAAUGUCAAAGUGUGUAUGUUCAUUUGUCUCUGUGUGUGUUGAUGUAUCAGUCGCGCUUUGGAGAAUUGGAGAAACAUGCUGAGUCUGAUCAAACUACAGCGAGUCUUCAAUGUCCACCAGGUGCCCAAAGCGUUUCAUGAGGACGGGAUCAUCUCUGGGUAUCGACACCCUCGCAGUUCAGCCACAGAGUGUGUGUGGAGUCUCUUUCAGCUCACCAAUGAAACUCUCAACGUUUGGACACACUUUCUACCAACCUGGUAUUUUCUCUGGAAGUUGAUGACGGUGUUGUUGAUGGAGGAUGUGUGGAAUGAAGCGUACACAUGGCCCUUGCUGGUCUUCUUGUUUUCGUGCUGUGUUUAUCCACUGGCCUCCAGCUGUGCUCACACUUUCAGCAGCAUGUCCACUCGUGCUCGGCAUAUCUGCUACUUCUUUGACUAUGGAGCGCUCAGCUUUUACAGCCUUGGUUCAGCGAUCAGCUACUCUGCAUAUGUUUUUCCUGAUGCAUGGCUGAGCAGCAGCUUUCAUGCUUAUUACAUUUCUGUGGCUGUAUUCAACACUGUCCUGUCUACCAGCCUGGCUUGCUACUCCAGAUUCUCCGAGAGACAGUGCCCGAGGAUGAGUAAGGUGUUGCGAAUUCUUGCCUUUGCCUACCCGUACCUGUUUGACAACAUUCCUCUCUUCUACAGGUUGUUUGUGUGUGUAGGCGAGGGUUGUACAGAUAACGAAGCAAACUCCGUUCAUGUUCAACAUACGCUGCUUGCAUUCCUUACCAGCUUCUUAUUUGCAACCCACUUACCCGAGAGACUGGCACCCGGACGUUUUGACUACAUUGGUCACAGCCAUCAGCUGUUCCACGUUUGUGCAAUAAUUGGCACACACUUCCAGAUGAAGGCCAUAGAAAUGGACAUGGGUCUGAGACGGUCUCAGCUGCUGGCCAGUGCUCCUGCCAUCAGCUUUAACAACACAAUAGGAGCAGCACUGCUUUGUGUCUCUGUCAGUCUGGGGAUCAUAUGUGUCUACAGUCUACCUCUGCUGUACAGCUCAAACCCCAAAAACACAGCCAACAAAGAGUGAAGGAAAACAUUCAAGUACUAACAACCUCUGGAACAAGGGUUUCUCUCAGAGAUUAACUGCAGUCUUGCACAAGUUACCAAAGUUAUUAUGGAAAUGUAUCUAGGACACUCUCACUAGAUAUUGCGUUAUAUCUAAAAAAAAAAUAAAAAUCCCUAAGAGGGGUUUGUACGUUUACUGAAUCUAUGCAACCUGAGAUUGUAUAGAGUAAUGAAUGCAAUAUUGCAUGAAUUCUACCUCUCAGGAAAAAAGGCACUGAAUCUUGGAACAAUGUACUGUUAUUCAUGUGAUGAUGCCAAAGUUUUACCAUGAACAGAAAUGCUUAUUGAAUUAACCGUUCCAGAAUCAAACUUCAACAGGUACAUUUAGAUGAAAGGACUUGAUUUAUGUGUAUUAUAAAAAAAAAAAAUACUGUAUUGUUCUUGAGCUGACAACACUGUCAAAAGGGAUUUAGUAAACCAAUUUCCUUAAAGCGACGAGUUGACUAUUUAAAGUGAGUAAACCCACAUUGUAAAAGCCAAUAGGAUAAGAUAACUCAAACCAUUUGAGGAAACUACUAGCAACAAAUCAAAA
Danio rerio (zebrafish) is the source of this 1707-nucleotide messenger RNA. Lineage: Eukaryota; Metazoa; Chordata; Actinopteri; Cypriniformes; Danionidae. The record is from RefSeq and is a predicted model, not a curated record.